Messenger RNA from Centruroides sculpturatus (bark scorpion), 1321 nucleotides. Its product is annotated as suppressor of cytokine signaling 2-like. Gene Ontology annotation, cellular component: phosphatidylinositol 3-kinase complex. The transcript has 3 exons. Gene Ontology annotation, biological process: phosphatidylinositol phosphate biosynthetic process; intracellular signal transduction. Lineage: Eukaryota; Metazoa; Arthropoda; Arachnida; Scorpiones; Buthidae. The record is from RefSeq and is a predicted model, not a curated record. Gene Ontology annotation, molecular function: 1-phosphatidylinositol-3-kinase regulator activity. Bases 461 to 1171 code for a protein of 236 amino acids.
AAUAGCGCAUGCUCGUGAAGAGGCACAAUUCACCAGAAAAGACGAACCAGCAAGCGCUUUCUCUCUAAACGAAAAUGAACUCGUAGGAAAUUCUUGGAAUACACUAGAGCAGUCGAUUCUUAGUAGUAGUAUACAGCGAGAGGCCCUGUAUGGAUCGUUUCAACAUACGUAGAUGUAAGACAGCGAGCUCUAAAGGCUACAAGUGCUAUCGUACGCUCCUAUAUCCGACCUAAGCCUAAUAAAUUAAAAAGUGCUCUUGUGUUUAAUAUUUUUUAAAUAUAUAUAUUCAUUUGUUAAAAGCUGGCCCGCGCUUCCGUCAUCUAUUAUAAGCAAUAGAUUCGUCGAUUUCAUAAAUUAGUUUCUGAUCUGCCACUCCGGACGAUCGGUCGACGUAGGUUGUUGACCCGACUCUUCUAUGUGUAUGUGUGCACCGGCAUCGAGUUAAUAGUUGUGUGACGGUAUGUUGACUUUGUUUAGAGGCGUAGACGCCGUCUUCCACAAUCCGCUGCUCAAUCCGAAGUUCGAUAUAACAUUUUUGCAGCCCAAUAUAAAGGCCUUAAAGGCCAAGUGUCGGCAGAGGGGGCACGAAUAUCCCCUGAAGCCUGGGAUAUUUGAGAUGAAUAGUUCAGAUUUUCAUCGAAUUCACAAGACUCUACAGGUAUUGCAAACGACCGGUUAUUACUACGGGGGAUUAUCGUGGAGGCAAGCUACGGAACUGUUGCAAGAUACUGCCAUCGGGACGUUUCUUAUAAGAGAAAGUUCUGACUCGAGUUUUCUGUUUUCUCUCAGUGUCAACACGGAAAGAGGACCUACUAGUGUUAGGAUACAUUAUAUCAAUGGUCAAUUUCGUUUAGAUUCCGAAGAGAGCAUUGCAGGAUUUAUGCCAAUUUUCGAUUGUGUGGUGCAACUAGUUGAAUAUUACGUUCGACUUAGCAAAUCGUCUAAGGGUGCUACGUGUGUUUGGUUGGAUAAUACAGGGCGUCGGGACUUACCUAUAUGCCUAAGUAGGCCACUCUAUCACUCCGUGUUGUCUCUGAAACAUCUCUGCCGUUUAGUAGUAAAUGGAAGGCUACACUCGCACACGGAUUGGAUCAGUGAAGUAGUACUGAGGAGGUUAGGUCUCCCUCAAACUUUAGUAUCAUAUCUCAGGGAAUAUCCCUAUCUACAUUGACAUGACGAUGGGGAUUACGAGCAUUUUAUUACCAUUCCUUGUGUUCGUUACAGAUGUGAAAAUCUGGAUGUUCGAGACACUUUUAAGUUAUUGUAUACGGGUUGAGUUAGCGGUCGAUAUUAAUUCCUAACGUCAGAUAAUUGGAUUCGA